Messenger RNA from Eruca vesicaria subsp. sativa (arugula), 873 nucleotides. Lineage: Eukaryota; Viridiplantae; Streptophyta; Magnoliopsida; Brassicales; Brassicaceae. The record is from the annotation of a GenBank genome assembly.
AUGGCUGAAGGGAAGCCUGAAGAUGUGCACUUAUCAAAAUCGUCUGAUCAGUUGAUGGAAGAUCGAGAAGCCCGUGGGCAGAAGAAGUACUGGCGUGAACUGGAGGAAUCCCAUAUUGAACAUCCUGCUGCGGCUUUGAUCCGUGGCCAGAAGGAGUAUUGGCGUAAAGUGGAGGAAUGCGGGGGUUUCGAUAUUGACGGUAUCCAUGCACCACGAGGGACUUGUCAACUGAUACGCUUCGACUGCAAACAGGGCUAUGGAUAUCCUGAGUUUGUAGACCUUUACGCUAGGCUUGGGCUUCACCGUUACAACUUGUUGGAGGGUACAAACUUUCAAGUCACUGAUCUAAUCAAAUACAACAUGGAAAGUAACUGUCUCUCCACUUACUACAUGACUCUAGUUGCUACGGAGCCAGCUACCGGUUCGGUGCAAACCUUCCAGGUUUUAGUAGAUGAGCACAUGUUUGGCCGUUUGGAUUUGACCGUUCCUGUUGCUAGGAUUAGAGGUAUAAACUGCACACUCUCCACCGUGGAGCCCCUCAUGCUUCAGGAUCAGGAUGAGAGAGUGCUUUACAAAGAUGAAUUGUUUGAGUGGCCGUCCAAGGAUGCUUUCAACGAUAGAAAAAGAUUUUACAUGGUUGAGGAAGCAGAAGUGCGAGACAAUGAGUGGAUUUGUCUGUAUUUGAAACUUGUCCUUUGUUGUAAGGAUAAGAAACUCAAAGCGAGCCAUUUGUCCAAAUUGAAGAUAUUGAAAGUUUGGAUAGAAGCUACUAUCGAUGAGGCUGAACCGCCAAAUGCGAGACUCAAAGCCAAAAGCGCACUUGUCUACAUAACUUUCCGCUUGGCCAGUUGUGGGAUUAAAGAGCAUAUUUAA